CGUUGCACGGUGUACAUACAGUAACAGUGAAUAGUAAUGCCACUAAUUCUUAUCCGCUUAUGUUACUUCAGAUAGCUCUUCAAACCAAGAGGAGUGGCUUCUGGCUUGUUUAAGCGAGGAAAACGUGCAGGAGCUAGGAUGGUUAUUGUCACUUAUCCUUCUAAAUAUACCAAAUAUCAUCUCAAUAGAAGAACUUGUAUCGAAACUGCUUCUUUUCAAGGAUGGACCCGAUCUGCUUACACAGGCUGCUGCGAAUAUCUCGGAGCUUUACCUACCUUUGUUAUCACACUUGCUCGAAAUGGCACCAUCCGAUCAAGUCAUCUCUGGUGCACGUCUUGCAACGAUCACGAACUUGGUCGCUCUUAAUCCUCCUCUCUCUCACUCUGUCCUCAACCGAAUGGCAGAAACUCGCAAGGAUUGCAUGUUUGCUACGCGGGUGGUUUGUGAGCGACUUGAUGAUAAGGCUGUUUGCAACUUUCUUCGAGUACAUCUGUUGGAUAAAAAAGGAUUGAUUUCCUCAUUGAUUGGGAAGAGCGCUGCAAAACAUACUGCAGCAGUUGUCUUGAAUCGCUUGUUGACUAUGAUUGGAGCUGCUGUGGCUGCGCAAUCUACUGAACCUUUGACUGAAAUGUUGCUCUCCAUGAUCUGCUUGUACCAUCGUUGUGGACUUAAGUUGCCGCCAUCAGAUCUUACCCUCAUAACUACCUUCAUAUGUCGUGAACGCAUAGAAUGUGAUGGACAUCUCACUGCUGCAUUGGCUGCUCUAAUUGCUACACCUACUCUAACCUUGUAA
Strongylus vulgaris is the source of this 793-nucleotide messenger RNA. The record is from the annotation of a GenBank genome assembly. Lineage: Eukaryota; Metazoa; Nematoda; Chromadorea; Rhabditida; Strongylidae.